Messenger RNA from Elaeis guineensis (African oil palm), 1892 nucleotides. Its product is annotated as BTB/POZ domain-containing protein At1g03010. The record is from RefSeq and is a predicted model, not a curated record. Gene Ontology annotation, molecular function: protein binding. NCBI's taxonomy places the organism in Eukaryota, Viridiplantae, Streptophyta, Magnoliopsida, Arecales, Arecaceae.
GAUGGGGGGUUGCUACUGUUACUGAAUUGAAGCAGAGUGUUUCAGGGAAAAGAACAUUUCGAUCAAGUUUAAGCACCCGGCAUGCCGUCGAAUGGCCCCUUUCAGAUGUUUCUAGUGAUCUCACAGUUGAAGUUGGAACGUCGAGCUUUGCUCUCCACAAGUUCCCUCUGGUCUCUCGUAGUGGAAAGAUUCGAAAGCUUUUAUCCGAAGCAAAAGAUUCAAAGGUGACACGCAUAAAUCUCCAAGGCACUCCAGGUGGAGCAGAAGCAUUUGAACUAGCGGCCAAAUUCUGCUAUGGUGUGAGCAUAGAAAUCACACUCUCAAAUGUGGCCAUGCUGCGAUGCACAGCUCACUAUCUGCAAAUGACUGAAGAAUUCACAGAAAAAAACUUGGAACUACGGACUGAAAUCUACAUAAAAGAAACAGUCAUCCCAAACAUUGCAUACUCUAUAUCUGUUCUUCACCGUUGUGAGAACCUCCUUCCACUAGCAGAAGAGAUUAAUUUGGUCAACCGAAUCAUAACAGCGAUUGCAACCAAUGUCUGCAAAGAGCAGUUGACAUCUGGCUUGUCCAAACUUGAGCAUAACUUACCCCUUAAACCAAUGACAGUAGAGGUAGAGCCCCCAUCAGACUGGUGGGGAAAGGCUUUAGCAGUGCUAAACCUAGAUUUCUUUCAAAGAGUCCUCUCUGCAAUGAAAUCAAAGGGUCUCAAACAGGACAGCAUUAGCAGGAUCUUGAUCAAUUAUGCCCACAACUCUCUCCAAAACCUCUUGGUUAGAGACAUUCAAACAUCAAAGGGGAGCUUCUCAGAUGCGGAAACACAGAAGAAACAAAAGGUCAUUGUAGAAGCUAUAGUCAGCCUACUUCCAGCCCAAUCGAGAAGGUCCCCAGUGCCAAUGGCAUUUCUUUCAGGUCUUUUGAAGACUGCAAUGAUGGUCUCAGCAUCAACCAUCUGCAAAGCAGAUUUGGAGAAAAGAAUUGGUUGGCAGCUAGACCAAGCUAUUCUUGAAGACAUACUAAUCCCAGCCAACUCUCACAAUGGGCAUCAUUUGUUAUAUGACACAGAUUCAGUAUCAAGGAUCUUUUCCAUCUUUGUGAAUUUGGAUGAGGAAGAGGAUGACGGGUCUCAGUUGAGGGAAGACAGGGAUGGUUGCUAUGAGUUUGACAGUCCAAGUUCUCCAAAACAAAGCUUGAUACUCAAGGUAUCAAAGCUUAUGGAUAGUUAUCUUGCAGAAAUUGCACUGGAUUCUAACUUGACGCCAUCAAAGUUUAUUGCGCUGGCAGAGCUACUCCCAGAUCAUGCACGAGUAGUUAAUGAUGGUCUGUACAGAGCUGUUGAUAUCUUCCUAAAGGUUCAUCCCAACAUCAAGGAAUCAGAACGCUACCGCCUAUGCAAAACCAUAGAUUGCCAGAAGCUGUCUCAAGAUGCAUGCAGCCAUGCAGCUCAAAAUGAGCGGCUACCAGUGCAAAUGGCAGUACAAGUUUUGUACUUUGAGCAGAUCAGGCUUCGAAAUGCUAUGAAUGGGAACCAUGAUCAGCUCUUCUUUGGUUUGGUACAUGGUCAAUAUCCUCAAAGAUCAGGUAGUGGAGUAGGGAGUGGGGCCAUCUCCCCAAGGGAUAAUUAUGCAUCAGUGAGGAGAGAGAACAGGGAACUGAAGCUUGAGGUUGCAAGAAUGAGGAUGAGGCUGACUGAUUUAGAGAAAGAUCAUGCCUCGAUGAAACAGGAGCUUGUUCGGGCAAAUCCUGCUAAUAAAUUACUCAGAUCAUUCACCAAAAAGCUAGGUAAGCUGAAUGCACUGUUUCGGAUGAAGGAUGUCAAACCUAUACGUGCAAAGGCUGCUUCAGAUGCCCGGUUUCUGUUUCAGAAGAGGCGGCGCCACUCCAUUUCUUGA